AUGACUACCCCUGUCGUUCGACUCGUUUCAGAAAUUUUCGUCAACUCUCACCCCUCCAACGAAGUCUCCAACCAAAUCUACAAUCUAACUCCUUGGGAUAUUGUUAUGCUUUCUUCCCACUAUAUACAGAAGGGUUUGCUCUUCAGCAAGCCUGCAACUAUUCUAGAUCAACAACAUUUCAUGGAGAAUCUGUUGGAGAAGCUCAAGCACUCCCUUUCUCUCACCCUCUCCCAUUUCUAUCCAUUGUCCGGUCGCCUUGUCACCCAUAAAACCCAACUCCCUCCCUCUUAUACUAUUUUUGUUGAUUGCAACAACAGUGAUGGAGCUAGAUUCAUCUAUGCAACCUUGGAUAUGACCAUAUAUGAUAUUCUCUCUCCCGUUGAUGUCCCUCCCAUUUUUCAAUCAUUGUUUGACCACGAUAGAGCACUCAACCAAGAUGGUCACAGCAUGCCGCUGUUGUCCAUCCAAGUCACUGAAUUGGUGGAUGGUGUUUUCAUAGGUUGUUCCAUGAACCACUCUAUUGGUGAUGGAACUUCUUAUUGGAAUUUCUUUAACACAUGGUCUCAGAUCUUUCAAGCUGAAAGCCAUGAAUAUGAUGUUCCCAUCUCACACCAACCCAUUCACAAUCGUUGGUUUCCAAAUAAUUGUAGUCCGCCAAUCUCUCUUCCUUUCAAACAUCACGACGAGUUUAUCGAAAGAUUUGAAGCACCCUUGCUGAGAGAGAGAGUUUUCCACUUUUCAGCAGAGUCUAUUGCGAAACUUAAAAGAAAGGCCAACCUAGAGUCUAAUACCACCAGCAUCUCAUCACUCCAGUCAUUAUCAGCACUUGUUUGGAGAUCCAUAACUCGUGCGCUCUCCCCACAGUCUGACCAAAAAACAAGUUGCAGAUUAGUCGCAAACAAUCGAUCAAGAAUGGAGCCGUCUCUGCCUACUGAAUACUUUGGCAACUGCCUUCAUGCAGUGAGUGGAGAAACGACAGCAGGGGAAUUGCUUGAGAAUGGCAUAGGAUGGGCAGCAUGGAAGUUGCACGUGGCUGUUGCAAACCUUAACUUUACAGUAGUGAUGCAAUUCCUCCAAAGGUGGUUAGAUUCUCCUUUCAUAAUUCAGACCGAUCGUUUCUUUGACCCCUAUAGUGUGAUGAUGGGAAGCUCACCCAGAUUCAACAUGUAUGGAAAUGAAUUUGGAAUGGGAAAAGCGGUGGCGGUUAGAAGUGGGUAUGCAAACAAAUUUGAUGGGAAAGUGACUUCAUAUCCAGGGCAUCAAGGAGGGGGAAGCAUCGAUUUGGAAGUUUGCCUCUUGCCACAUAUAAUGAGUGCUCUCGAAUCAGACAAAGAGUUUAUGGAUGCAGUUUCUGUCUAA
Molecule: messenger RNA, 1359 nt
Organism: Sphenostylis stenocarpa
Lineage: Eukaryota; Viridiplantae; Streptophyta; Magnoliopsida; Fabales; Fabaceae
Source: the annotation of a GenBank genome assembly